GGAAGGAACAUGAGGUUCCCUUGGAAAUCCUUCAAGAGGAAGAUGGAAGGGGCCAUUUAAAAGAUAUUAAAAUCUGCAGGCUACAAGACUGGGGCCUGAGGGCUGGCAGUGGAAAACCCUAUUGGGCUUUAAUCUUUCACUGAAAAGUUCCAGGUGCCUUUUUGCUUCCUGCAAAAGAAAGGAAGAGAAGGAAAAGACCAUGUCCAUAGCUCUGAAGCAGGUGUUCAACAAGGACAAGACCUUCCGGCCCAAGAGGAAAUUUGAACCUGGCACACAGAGGUUUGAGCUGCACAAACGGGCCCAGGCAUCCCUCAACUCGGGCGUGGACCUGAAGGCGGCUGUGCAACUGCCCAGUGGGGAGGACCAGAAUGACUGGGUGGCCGUGCACGUGGUGGACUUCUUCAAUCGGAUCAACCUCAUCUACGGCACCAUCUGUGAGUUCUGCACCGAGCGGACCUGUCCUGUGAUGUCAGGGGGCCCCAAAUAUGAGUAUCGGUGGCAGGAUGACCUCAAGUAUAAGAAGCCUACUGCACUGCCGGCUCCCCAGUACAUGAACCUGCUUAUGGAUUGGAUCGAGGUUCAGAUCAACAACGAGGACAUAUUUCCAACAUGUGUGGGUGUUCCCUUCCCAAAGAACUUCCUUCAGAUCUGCAAGAAGAUCCUGUGCCGCCUUUUCCGGGUCUUUGUCCACGUGUACAUCCACCACUUCGACCGGGUCAUUGUGAUGGGUGCGGAGGCCCAUGUCAAUACCUGCUACAAACAUUUCUAUUACUUUGUCACAGAGAUGAACCUCAUAGACCGCAAGGAGCUAGAGCCCUUGAAAGAGAUGACGAGCAGGAUGUGUCACUAAUGCUCCCUC
Galeopterus variegatus (Sunda flying lemur) is the source of this 859-nucleotide messenger RNA. It is a transcript of the gene MOB3B, whose product is annotated as MOB kinase activator 3B. The record is from RefSeq and is a predicted model, not a curated record. Gene Ontology annotation, biological process: signal transduction; positive regulation of protein phosphorylation. Gene Ontology annotation, cellular component: cytoplasm; nucleus. NCBI's taxonomy places the organism in Eukaryota, Metazoa, Chordata, Mammalia, Dermoptera, Cynocephalidae. The coding region runs from base 200 to 850 and encodes 216 amino acids. The transcript is spliced from 3 exons. Gene Ontology annotation, molecular function: protein kinase activator activity.